AGCCAGGCCUGGGGCCGAGUGCGUCCAGGGCAGAGGGUGACGGGAAGCCGCCGGCGCCAGAGGACUCACUUUGGGGCCGCUUGUUUCGGAGCGUGGCACAAACCCGGGUGCCAACCCCAAGCUCACCGGAAUUAUACCUGGGUGCUGGCACCCAGCCACUCCUCUGCCAAUGAAGUACAUCUUGGUCACUGGUGGGGUCAUCUCGGGCAUCGGUAAAGGGAUCAUUGCCAGCAGUAUUGGGACGAUUCUAAAAUCAUGUGGACUCCGAGUGACUGCCAUCAAAAUUGACCCCUAUAUAAACAUCGAUGCAGGCACUUUUUCACCUUAUGAGCACGGUGAAGUGUUUGUCUUAAACGAUGGUGGAGAAGUUGAUUUAGACCUUGGAAAUUAUGAAAGGUUCUUGGAUAUUAAUCUUUAUAAAGACAACAACAUCACUACUGGGAAGAUAUAUCAACAUGUGAUCAAUAAAGAGAGGCGUGGCGAUUACCUGGGGAAAACAGUACAAGUUGUCCCUCACAUUACUGAUGCUGUCCAGGAGUGGGUUAUGAAUCAAGCCAUGGUGCCCGUGGAUGGUCAUAAGGAAGAGCCCCAAAUAUGCGUUAUUGAGCUGGGUGGCACCAUUGGAGACAUUGAAGGAAUGCCAUUUGUGGAAGCGUUCAGACAAUUCCAGUUUAAAGCAAAAAGAGAGAAUUUCUGUAAUAUUCAUGUUAGCCUUGUCCCACAGCCCAGUGCUACCGGAGAACAAAAAACCAAACCCACACAAAACAGUGUCCGUGCACUGAGGGGAUUAGGCCUGUCUCCCGAUCUGAUUGUCUGCCGGAGUUCAACGCCCAUCGAAAUGGCUGUGAAGGAAAAGAUUUCUAUGUUUUGUCACGUGAACCCUGAACAGGUCAUAUGUAUCCAUGAUGUUUCUUCCACCUACCGAGUGCCUGUGCUUUUGGAGGAACAAGGCAUCGUUAAAUAUUUUAAAGAGAGAUUGGAUCUACCCAUUGGGGAUUCUGCAAGUAGUUUGCUUUCCAAGUGGAGAAAUAUGGCUGACAGGUAUGAAAGGUUACAGAAAACAUGUUCCAUUGCCCUGGUUGGCAAAUACACCAAGCUCAGGGACUGCUAUGCCUCCGUGUUCAAAGCCCUGGAACACUCAGCCUUGGCCAUCAACCACAAGUUGAAUCUGAUGUAUAUAGAUUCCAUUGAUCUGGAGCAGACUACUGAAAUUGAAGACCCUGUGAAAUUCCAUGAAGCUUGGCAGAAGCUCUGCAAAGCUGAUGGUGUUCUUGUGCCAGGAGGCUUUGGAAUCAGAGGAACGUUGGGAAAACUCCAGGCAAUUUCUUGGGCACGGUCAAGGAAGAUUCCUUUUCUGGGAGUUUGCCUUGGGAUGCAGCUGGCAGUCAUAGAGUUUGCACGAAACUGCCUUAACUUGAAAGAUGCUGAUUCCACAGAAUUUGAGCCAAAUGCCCAUGUUCCUGUGGUGAUUGAUAUGCCGGAGCACAACCCUGGCAAUUUGGGAGGAACGAUGAGGCUGGGAAUAAGAAGAACUGUUUUCAAAACUGAAAAUUCAAUAUUAAGGAAACUUUAUGGUGAUGUACCUUUCAUAGAAGAAAGACACAGACAUCGGUAUGAGGUGAAUCCUAGCCUGAUCAGCCAACUUGAGCAGAAAGACUUAAGUUUUGUAGGUCAGGAUGUUGAUGGAGAGAGGAUGGAAAUCAUUGAACUGGCAACCUCUGGGUUCAACGGUCUGGAAAAGGCAGGCAGCCCACUGUUGAGGAGCACUCUGCUCUCUCCCACCUCUGAGGAAGAAUGGCCUGAUGUUCUCCUCACUACUGAUCACCCCUAUUUUGUUGGUGUCCAGUUCCAUCCCGAGUUUUCUUCUAGGCCAAUGAAGCCUUCCCCUCCAUACCUGGGGCUGUUACUUGCGGCAACUGGGAAUCUGAAUGCCUACCUCCUACAGGGAUGCAAGCUGUCUUCAAGGGGCUCUUUGAGAAGGAAUGACAGAUACAGUGAUGCCAGUGAUGACAGCUUUUCGGAGCCAAGGUUAGCUGAGUUGGAAAUCAGCUGAAACUGACCCAUGACUUGGAAUCACCAGGACAACCUGAGAGGGCUCUGAAGUAACUGAAGCCAAGAUGAAGGAAUUAUCGGAUGAAAUCACCACACGUAGAAUCACUCUGUUCUCCACCAAACAUGGGAUGUCCAGCCUCAAGGGGAAUCUAAUAAUACGUAUAAUACGUACUUCAAUAAACCAGAAUCAAAGGGGUGGUUUUCUUUUUCCUCCAGAGCCGACCUUUGGUUCUUGCAAAUUUCUUCAGCCGAUUAAACAUUUC
Budorcas taxicolor (takin) is the source of this 2315-nucleotide messenger RNA. It is a transcript of the gene CTPS2, whose product is annotated as CTP synthase 2. Gene Ontology annotation, cellular component: cytoophidium; cytoplasm. NCBI's taxonomy places the organism in Eukaryota, Metazoa, Chordata, Mammalia, Artiodactyla, Bovidae. The transcript is spliced from 21 exons. The coding region runs from base 170 to 2053 and encodes 627 amino acids. The record is from RefSeq and is a predicted model, not a curated record. Gene Ontology annotation, molecular function: identical protein binding; CTP synthase activity. Gene Ontology annotation, biological process: CTP biosynthetic process; pyrimidine nucleobase biosynthetic process.